AUGGUCGCUGCCUGCUACACGUUGUGUGGAGUCGGGGGACAGAGUCAAAAUGACUCCGUGACUCAGAGCAGGAAGAGACCACGAAGUGUCAGUGGUGGAAAGACCCGGAAGCCGAUUUCUCGGCGUCCUGGUCUUGUUGCGCCCAAGGCCAAGGGUCAGGCGAAGAAGUCCCAAUCUGCGACUUCUGGGAAAACCCAGCGUCAGCGGCGAGACAAGCCAGCAGGGUCAGGGGCUAAUCGUGAGGAUGUGGUCAGACUCGAUGACUCUGCUCCUCGUACAUGUGGACACACGGAGUUUACAGCGUCAUGCGCGCAGUGCUGGUUUCAUCGCCACGGAGCAGAUUGGCAGCAGAGUCACGGAAGCUUCAUUUCCAAACAGGGUGUCGAUGGCCGCAGUGUCAAAGUGGUUUGGUUGCAGCAGAAGCCAAGUGGCAUGCCUGGUCCUUGGGCCAUAGGCUGUGCUGUGUGCAAUGCGUGGAGCAAGAAGCUGGAAGGCCACCCUCGAUCAACUGUUUUACGGCGCCUGAGUCAACGAGUGUCAACAAAGUGGGCAAGAUACGAAAUCAACAAAGUCAGCCAAAUGCAGGCUUCCGCAGUGCAGCUACAUGCGCAGAGUCAGAUUCACAUUGGAGCUGUCAAAGCAUUCGAAUCUCCGGACCUGCCUUUGCAGGCGCUCUUACCACGUAGCAAAGCUGAUGCUGAUUUGUUGAAGGGGGCUGUUCCCCAACCGGGAGAUUGGCUGGGGGCCUUUAGAGCAGCUCAAUCCCCAGUGUCAUUUCUGAAAGCCGAGAAGCAGUGUCAGACAGCUGCUUAUGCUGCCAUACGGUCAAGUUACACCAAAAGGCGUCAGAUGAAGCAGAUGAUUUCCGUCAUGGUCGAGGUCACACGUCAGAAGAAGCGGGCCGCCAUCUUGACUGCUGCUCAUAUUAGCAUUGCCAUCGACGACCGCUCUCCUUAUCGAGUGGUGCGUUUUCGCACAUGUCGUCCCAUCAGCAAGGGUCAGGGCGAGGAGUCCGAGUCACCAGCAGAGUCAGCUUCACCACUGGUGGAGGAGGGCAUCCUUGCGGUCCUGAAUGGGUGCUUGCCCGUUGACCAGAUGGAGAAGCUCGAUGAUGAUUACUCAGUAAAGCUGGCAGAGUCAAUCAAAGUCGCUAUAGAGCGCUUGGCAACUCCCUUGUCGUCAGAGACUGACCAGAGUGUCAUCGAUGCAUUCUACAAGAAGGUGACAUCGGUGGCCACAGAUGGUGCCAAGUCUAUGCGGAAGGCCGCACUGAUCAUGGAGAGUCAGAUGUUCCCGAACAUGUCCUUUGCCCUGCCAGACCGGGCACAUCAGAUACGCAGAGCGUCAAUACCGCUCACCCUGGAAAACCGUUUCAAAGCUUUCUGGGAGAACGUGUUCUCCAAGCGUCACGCUCUCGUUCCUGAUCUGCAAAACUCAGCGCAGUGGCAGAUGAGGUUUCAGACUAUGGAGAACGAGCUCAAGAGUCAGAGUGAGAAUCAUGAAUUGCCUGGCGGGCUGAAGAAGGCCCUGCGAACCCUUUCUUUCGCAAAGCAAAGGUUUGACUCAAUGGCAACACCAGCGUCAAAAUUUGUGACAUUGAUACAACCUUUCGCACUUCUGCUGGCGCACCAAAGCGCAGACCACCGGCUAGACCCGAAGGUCCGAUGGCGCUCGCAGCAGAUGCUUCAAGCAAUGGACGCAGAACUUGUGCUUGUUGCAGGCUUGAGCGCAGACUUUUCUGGCGAAGUGUUAAGAUUUGUUCGGCAGCAUGAUAUCCGGUCCCACGACAUAAGCCGAACAUUGCAAGAGAGGGACGAGUUUCUGCGCAGACUCGACAAGCUUUUCAUCCAGGGUCAUAUUUUGGAUGAAGCUACAGAGUCAUUUGCCCACAUGGCAUGUCGGAAUGCAAUUUCCGCUGGCCCCAUACAGUUUGGCGACCGGAUGCAUGAUCUUUGGGGGCCCAUGGGCAAGAAGAAGUGUCAGGACAUCAUGACCUCUGUGCAGGUUGUCACCGACAGUUGCAGGAAACGGGUCGUGGCCGACAUGAGUGCCAAUGACCCUGAAAUGGCCUUCGCAAUUUUCAACCUGGAAGGCUGGCUUCAUGGUGGGGCUGCAGACGGGGAACAUCGUCAAAGGCGCUUCAAGAUGUUGAAGCAGCUCUGCCGAGUUCUCAAGCUGCCAUAUGAUCCAACACUACUAGAGUUCGAGGGUGUGCUUGCAGAGCUUCUCGAGGAUACUGACAGCGUCAACCAGGCUGUUUCGAACGCAGACAACAGGCCGAUCUGGGCCAGGGCCCUCGGAGAUGGCAAGCCGCUGAGUCAGUGUAACCAAGAGCUUGAGUACCUGCCCGAGUUACUGGCUUUCUACAUGAGUAUUUUAGAUGGCGAAUGUGGCCUGGUGCUGAUUACUUCCAUUUCUCACUGGUUCACCAUGUCAGACAAUAACAGAGUGUCUCUUAAACUUAGGAUAUUUAGUGUUAGUAAAGGCGAACGAGGCCUAGACCGAGACCGUUGUUUUAUUUUGCCUGUCAACUGUCUAGGUGGCGUGGAGCGAGACCUUGCAAGCCUGUGCAAGACGCUGGAACAACAUCAGGGUCCCACAGACGCAGACGCCCUGACAGCGUCAGAAUUGUUGGAGUUGCGCCUUGACGGACCAAAGACAGAGUCAGAUGUGUUUGUUCAAGUGUCAGUGCCAGCGUCUUCCAGCGGUGCACUUGCUGUAGGGGGCGCUGGCAGCCUCGACUUCACGGAUUACAGCCGGGCUUGUGCACAACUUUGGGUUGAUUUAUUUGGACGCCGUUUCUCCUUGUACAAGAACCUUGCCCCUGCAGAUAACACCGACAGUCUUGUAAUUUAUUAUUAA
This is a messenger RNA of Symbiodinium sp. CCMP2456, 2862 nucleotides long. Lineage: Eukaryota; Dinophyceae; Suessiales; Symbiodiniaceae. The record is from the annotation of a GenBank genome assembly.